AUGGAAGAAACUUAUAACGAAAAAGAAACCUCUAUUAAACCAGACAAAAAUAAUAAAAAAAAAGUUCAGUGGAGUGAAGAUUCUAUUAAAAUGUUAUUUUCAUUUUUAAUAGAAUGGAAAGUUGAAGUAAAUCAACUAAGUACGAA
This is a messenger RNA of Funneliformis geosporum, 146 nucleotides long. Lineage: Eukaryota; Fungi; Glomeromycota; Glomeromycetes; Glomerales; Glomeraceae. The record is from the annotation of a GenBank genome assembly.